AUUUGAGAUGAGAGGGAGGGAGUGGUUUCGCCAUUGCUAGGCUGUAUUGAAUUGAAUUGAAUUAAAGUCACGGCUUUUCAAAAUCAAAAAUCUUCGAAUGUCGAGCCUCUUCUCCGCGUGGCGUGGGAACGCAUUGGCCGUGUCCUCCUCCAAAUAUCAUCUUCUUUCGUCAGAAGAAGCUCCAACGGAGAAGGGGAAGAAGAAAGCGACGGCGACAAGCAGUCACAGAGAAAGACAGAGGGGGGAAAAGGAGAAGGGAGCUUUCAGAGAGAAAGAGGAGGGAGGAGGAGAAGUCAUCAUCUCAUCUCAUCUCAUCUCAUCUGAUCUGUUCUGUUCUGUUGCAGUGCUGCUGUUGGCUUUACUUCUCUCUUUCAUCUUCUUCAAGAGUCACAGAUGGGUUGCUCGGCUUCUCGUUCCCAAAACCUUGUCUCCGCCGACCACCAGCCGCCCUGCUCCUCCAACUCCAACCCCUCUUCUUCCUCUCCGUCUUCCUCGCGAGCUUGGUCCGAUUCCAUUUCCAAUUCCUACGCUCCAGCCUCUCGAACCCUCUCCCUCUCCACGUCUCUGGUCCACCACCCCCCACUCCGCAAGGGCGACACCAACCACCUCGUCUCCCUUACCUCCACCACCUACGGCUCCCUCGUCCUCGUCGACUCGCGCCCCUCCGACGCCGCCAGAACCCUAACCCUAGCCGACCAGAAAGAGCCGUCCUCCCCCUCCCCGGACUCCGUCAUCAACACUUGGGAGCUCAUGGAAGGACUCGACGACUUCGACUUCGACUUCUGCCUCGUCCAGAAACCGGCAAUCGAGUCCCCGAGAAAAGGCUGCGACUCGAUUGAUCCCUUGAAUGCUUUCGAAAUGGUCGAGCAUCUGGAUUCGAAGCCCUUGUGGAAGCAUUUGUCCGAGGAGUCGUUGCUCUCGAAGAUGGACCCGAACGUGGUUUCCAGUUACAGGCGAGCCCUAACAAAGCCGAAGACAGCUAGGCCGCCACUCUCUGGUACGAAGAAUCUCGAUUUACCAGGAACCGAAGAUAGAAUUGUCCUGUAUUACACUAGUCUGCGUGGAAUUCGGCGGACUUACGAAGAUUGCUGCGCCGUUAGGAUGAUAUUUAGGGGAUUUAGGGUUAAUGUAGACGAGCGAGAUAUAUCCAUGGACGCAGCUUAUAGAGAGCAAUUGCAGAGCGCCUUGGGAGGGAAAGCCAUGGCUUUGCCUAGGGUUUUUAUUCGGGGGAGGUACAUUGGGGGUGCGGAUGAGAUUAAGCAGCUCCACGAGUGUGGCGAAUUGGCCAAACUGUUGGAAGAUUUUCCCGUUCGCGAUGUGGGUUCAACGUGUGGCAGCUGCGGGGAUAUUAGGUUUCUGCCAUGUCCCAAUUGUAAUGGCAGCAGGAAGGUUUAUGACGAAGAUGAAGGGAGGCUGAGAAGGUGCCCGGACUGCAACGAGAAUGGGCUGAUUCGGUGCCCGACUUGCUGCGCCUGAAGGAUGCAGCUGGUUGACAACUUGUGCAUAUUGGCAUUUGCUUGUUGCUGCUGGGUCCAGUGAUGAAGUGAAUAUGCCUCUGUUUUAGAAUCUUAUUUAAUCUGUCUAUAUGCCUUAGCUGUUGGAUAUUCUUGUUCAUGCGCUCUCUGAACAAACUUCAAAGUAAUAAACAUUAAACAGCAUGUGCGUGUUUCUUUCUGUUCA
This is a messenger RNA of Diospyros lotus (date-plum), 1680 nucleotides long. RefSeq lists its product as uncharacterized. The record is from RefSeq and is a predicted model, not a curated record. Lineage: Eukaryota; Viridiplantae; Streptophyta; Magnoliopsida; Ericales; Ebenaceae. The coding region runs from base 394 to 1476 and encodes 360 amino acids. The transcript has a single exon.